Messenger RNA from Funneliformis geosporum, 1329 nucleotides. The record is from the annotation of a GenBank genome assembly. Lineage: Eukaryota; Fungi; Glomeromycota; Glomeromycetes; Glomerales; Glomeraceae.
AUGGCAACAUUAAAAUUUAAUAUUUUACGUUUACGUUCAUUAAUAAAUUACAUUUUUUCAGAUUCCACCAAAUUUAUAAGAAGUAGCGUAAAUAAAAAAAUUCCAAUAAACCUUUUUUAUAAUGAUUUAACUUUGUAUAAUGGUGAAAUAUAUCUCUACAAGAGCUUUUCUCUAAAUGCUUUUCCUCCAAAACUUGCAAAAACUGUACCGAUAUUAAAUUCAACUUUCUUACUAAAUCAAAAGCGGUCUUUUCACGCAACAGCUAUUUCUAGACAACAUAAGGAUUUUUAUGAACUCUUGGAUAUAGAUAAGAAAGCUUCUCAAGCCGAGAUCAAAAAGGCAUAUUAUGGUCUCGCGAAAAAGUAUCACCCGGAUACAAAUAAAGAUCCUAAGGCAAAAGAAAAAUUUGUACAAAUUCAGGAAGCGUAUGAUAUAUUAAGCGAUGAAGAAAAGCGAGCACAAUACGAUCAAUUUGGAUCAUCAUUUGCAGAUGGUGGACCAACUGGAGCAGGUGGAUUCCCUAGCGGAGCGGACUUUGAGGGUUUUGGUGCGUUUGGUUUCAAUAACAGCAAUGAUCUUUUCAGUCAAUUCUUUAGAGGAACAAAAGGAUUUGGCCCAGGAGGAAGACAACCUGCUGGGUUUGGACAACCAUUCGUAACCGGAUCGGAUAUAGAAAUAGGGUUAGGUUUAUCAUUUAUGGAAGCAGUAAAGGGAGUAACGAAAAGUGUUAUGGUAGAAUCGAUUGCAAAAUGUAAAUCAUGCAAAGGAUUGGGAACUAAAGGAGGAAAAAAACCGGAUAAAUGUAAAGCAUGCAAAGGUACGGGAGUAGUAUUCAUGCAAGUGGCUUCCGGAUUUCACAUGCAAAGUAUGUGCCCUGAAUGUGGUGGCAAAGGUCUUAGAAUACCUAUGGCAAAUCAAUGUCAAACAUGUGAUGGUCAAGGACAAGUGAAAGAAAGAAGGACUGUUUCGAUCCCCGUUCCUGCAGGAGCGGAAGAUGGAAUGAAACUUCGUAUGCCGAAACAAGGAGAUAUGCCUCUUGGCAGUGAAGGAACACCAGGAGACUUAUACGUUAGAUUGCAAGUCUCCCCACAUAAAACAUUUAAACGACGAGGACCACAUAUUCAUGUUGAUGCAGUAAUUCCAUUCUAUACAGCUAUGUUGGGAGGAUAUAUCCGAGUACCUACAAUAGAAGGUGAUGUUGAACUUAAAGUUCCUUCAGGUACUCAACCCGAUCAACAAGCUCUUUUGAAAAAGCGUGGUGUGACAAAUGUGGAAAGUCAUUAUCGUGGUGAUCAGAUUAUUACUUUUAAAGUCGAUUUACCAAAGUAA